Molecule: messenger RNA, 7561 nt
Organism: Somion occarium
Lineage: Eukaryota; Fungi; Basidiomycota; Agaricomycetes; Polyporales; Cerrenaceae
Source: the annotation of a GenBank genome assembly
GACUCAUGAUCACAGCAAGCGUUGCCCACGACUCUCGACCUAACCAUUUUUUGCUGUUCGCGCUAGGAAAUACACCUGAAGAUCGUGCUGCUGAAAGGCUUAGGCUAUUCUUCCACAAGUGUUCUUGAUUACACUCCCUUCUCUGCAACAUCAUCCAUGUAAAGAAUCUGAAUCGGAAGAUUGAAGUAGGACAUGAUUCCUUCAUCAAGCCCAGGACCCUUUGCUACCUUUCAGACCGACGUAUUUACUUCUCAAUCACCAGCCGACUUGCUGGUCUUUUUAAAGGAUGUUCUCAAGAAUAUCGACCAAGACAGGCGCACUCUCCCCGAAUUCAGUCGCCGGACGAGAUGGAAGCAACUACUCCAAGGCCUUUCACAAAUAAGCUUACGCCAUUUUCCAUCACCUAACGAGCUUCCAUGGGAAACCCUGCAUGAGAGGGUAGCCCUGACAGAGAAGGCGUUCGAUAUUAUCGACAAGUUAUCAGACAUACCUGACGACUUUAUUGUGCUUUCUGGACAAGAUGUUGGAAGAGAUGUCUUUAUAUCUUUAUUGUCUACCACCGUCGCACUAGAAAGUCGGCUCGAUAUCGCCGUUCCUUUCGACCCAGAAUAUCCGAAUCCUGAAGUACUACAUGCCAGGGCGAGGAAGGCUUGCGCUCAAGUCCUGCGAUGUAUGGGAGGUGCAUGUAAGGUAGCGGAUACAAGCAUACCUUUGUCCAGCUGGCUUUGUUUGAGAGAUAUCUUAGUGGAGUGUCUCACUGUUUGUGAUGACCUGUUAAAUUCAUUACCAACGGCGACAUAUCCUUUGUAUCUGACAUUCUUCGAUCCGCCUCGAGUUUGCGAAAUACAACCGCACGAUUCGAAGGAACGAUCCAUAGUCAUCGAAUCUUUAGCUGCAAUACCUGGACUGCUAGCAACAAUCCUGGAAUUUAUCGUGAAAGCUCUUGCUCCGCCGGCAGUGUCGCAAUGGUAUAUGAUCAAUGUAGUCCGACAAGCAAUUCCGACGUGCCGUCGCGUUUUCGAGUUCUUGCUCUAUGCACCUUCUUCUGUGGCUGACGUACAACGGAUUAGAGCUUUGACACGCAUUGCUACCUCUAUCACCGAGAUCGCACAAGAGGCCUCAUAUUUCAGAGAACUUGCCAACUAUUUGCGUCAUGAACUCCUCCUUCGUCGAGUUCAAUUUGGUCCAAAUACAGUAUGGGAUGUAGCUGAUGCAAAGCUUUGCGACGUCUAUCAGUCUUCGCUGGAUAUUUCUUCAACGCUUGCCGAUGUGCGGGCCAUCAUUACAGCCCUAGAAAUGCAAGCCUGGAAGGAGACAGAUAUCGGAAUACCGAGACCCGCGACCCUAUAUCUUAAACGCUGUAUACCUCAUCUGGACGAGGAAACUGUACGAAACCUAAAGGCUGCAAUGUCAACACAUGUGGUUAGGGGCGAAUAUGCAGAGGUUUUUGAAGCGAUAGAGAACAAACUGGGAGCCUCCGCUUUGAUGAGUAUCGAGCCCAUUGCUCUGAUACCGGAUUGGAGACAACUUAUGAGGAUUCAUGUACAACUCAUGGUUGAACCUGCCGAGUUGAAUUGGAUGGAUGAUGGUGACACGUUGUCCGAGUUUCAGUACAUCAGCCGGGCUCUACAGCAAAUUGAAACCCGGUUUGAAGAUCCACUCUACAACCCAUCUAGUGCUGCGCGAAUUUCUCUAGCUCAGCAACUUGGACAACUUGCGUGCCUCAUCACCCAUGAUGCUAAUACUCCAUGUGCAUCCGCGAUCCGGAAGGUGGGCAUUUCAACGAUGAGUGUCUGUUUGCGCAUUGCCACUAUCGUUCUGGACGGUUCCUCGCAAGAAGUCACUCCUUUGGUUCGAAAAGCUGUUUUUAGUGCCUUGGCUCGCAAUGUCAUACAUCAUACCGAGACUGUCGCAGGAAGGAGCUUAGAACAUGCGGCAGAACUUGUCAUGCGCUCAUUGAAGGAUCCAGAGAGGAGUGUACGGCUCAGUGCGGGACGGUGCUUUGCAGAGCUCGUUCGGCUCUUUCAAGACUCCGUCGAAGAGGCGAAUCAUGUUGAAGCUCUACUUAGUGCCUUGAUGCGGAUAUGUCGAUUACCGGAUACUCGGCUGAGGGAGACAGCCCUUAUAACAGUUUCCUAUGUCGGAAAGUUGGCCAAUCCAGAACUCCUGGGACAACUUCUGUUGUUCCUGGUUACUUACCUAGGAGACCCGAAUCCGAUCAUUCGAGGAGUUGCUUGGACGCAGAUGAAUGCUUUGUCGGACCACCACAAAACACUACCUUAUCAAUUUCUUCAGCCUUAUAUGCCGCAAAUUGCGCCGCAUAUAGUAGCCAGAUUUUGCACCGAACCUCUGGCACUUUCGGAGAUUGCACGAUUCCUAUCACUAGCUUCGCCAACGGAUUUCCUUCGCGUCACCUUAGAACAUUCGCUUCCUUCCCUUUAUGCAACGUUGAACGCAAAGGCAAUCGAAGCCGUUGGAAAGGAAUUGGGGGAGACACCUGCGCUCACCCUUCAUAAUUACGGUCCCCACAUAUUGGCCCAUGCAUGCCUGCUCCCGGGUGGAAAUAGCAGCAAGGCUAUAUCGUUUAUUCAAGCCACCCUGAAGGAGUGCAAUUCCGAAGCUACUAUACGUUCUUUGGCUUCUGGCUACAAGACAAGAACUCUGGUCAAGUUCGUUAUUGCCAUGGGUGAAAAAGACGAUCAGGCUGCUGACAGAGCCACCCAAGCGAUCUGGAGAUAUAGUCGUAUCCUGGAUCCAACAGCAUCCAACGACAUCCAGCACGAAGCAUCUACACUUUUGGGCGAGAACCUGCUGGGGAUUCUCACAGAUUUGACCAAUCUACUUCAAGGUAAACAGAUCCCCACCUUCAGGUUACAACUCGUACGAUGCUGGGGCCCUUUCAUCCGCUGCCUCGGUCCACCGAUUGCCAACGUGGGACCUCAGAUAACAGCGACACUACAGACACUACUCGGGGUUUCCGAAUAUGCCGAGAUCACGAUGUCGACCUGGUACACCUUCUUGACCACCCUAAAUCCCGGCGAUGUUGGUGCCUUCGUCGGAACAACUACGUCGACAUUUGUCACCUCAUGGACAUCUCUUUCACCCCUCGCGCGUGAGCGUGCAAAACAAUGCGUCGACUACGUAUUGUUUGAUAUAGGGGACCAUUUGGAACAAUACCUCAGCGAUGUAGCUGACCUGGAGGAAAUCCCUGAUCUGGCUAUUGCCCAGCGACGAUUGAUGGAUUUACGUAGCAACUGGACUCCCGCUCGCAAGAUGGACCUUAUGCUAGAGCGUGUGGCAAGCAACAACGUAACAGUUGCAACGAGGGCUGUGGAUGAGCUGAAGAUGUUCAUUGUUGCUGAAGACGACUUCAUUCGAAAUCUCUUAACAGGAGACCUUUUUGAUCCACAAAUGGGCCGCGUCUUGACCUGUCUCGUAACGGCCGCAAGUCGGGAUGAAGAUGAAGCAGCCACUCUGCGUUCCCAUGCCCUCGAAUGCAUUGGAUUACUUGGAGCAGUUGAUCCAGAUCGAUUGGAGCCAGAGACGAACGAUUCCCGUCUUCUUGUUAUGCACAAUUUCAUGGACGAGGAGGAGACUGUCACGUUCUCCCUGCAUCUGAUUCAGGAUGUUUUAGUCGGUGCUUACCGUGCUGCAAGCGACGCGAAAUACCAGGGUACUUUGGCAUACGCAAUUCAGGAGUUACUGAAGCAGUGCAAGUUCUCUCCAACCUUGAUUGAAGGGGGUCCGCGAGGUUCUGCUCCCAUGAAAGUUCGCAACAGAUGGCGUGCUCUCCCGAAAAUUGUCAUGGAGGCCUUGAUUCCACUGUUACACUCGCGCUACUCCGUCAAUCCCAAGGAAGAACCAUGCACAACACAUCCUUUUUACCCAGGGAAAUCCACCUAUCGCGAAUGGAUUCAGUCAUGGGCGACCUGUCUGAUCAGCAAAGUGUCUGGUGAACGCGCUCGAUCUAUCUUCACAUUGUUUUCCACGAUUGUUCGCAACAAAGACGUUGGGGUUGCUUAUCAUCUCCUCCCACACCUCGUUCUCAGUGUGCUGCAAAGUUCACCUGGGGAUGCUCCACAGUAUAUUCGUGACGAGCUAAUUGCAGUGCUGGAAGAUCAAAUAAAUCCGCAAAGCACGUCCAGUGUCGACAAGCAAGCACUCAGUGCGCAGACUGUAUUCAUGGUCUUGGACCAUCUCAAUAGAUGGGUCCGACUCAAAAGGCAGCAAAUUAACUCCCAACGGAGUGAGCGCAAGCGUACUCGCCUUUCGCAUGAUAUCAAUCAGGAUGAGCAAGAGCUGCUGCGAGUUGACUCAAUAUUGACUAGCAUAGACCAGAGCCUGAUGGCAAAAGCUGCUCUCAGGUGCAAAGCGUACGCACGUGCAUUAAUGAGUUUUGAGCAGCAGAUUGUCGUCCAGCUAGGACACUAUCAUACUGCGUCGACUGCAAUGCAAACCCAGUAUGAACAGCUGCAUGAAAUCUAUGCGCAUUUGGACGAACCCGAUGGCAUGGAAGGCAUCUCUACUCUUAUCCUCUCCCCUUCUAUUGAGCACCAGAUCCGUCAGCACGAGAGUACAGGAAACUGGACAUCUGCUCAGAGUUGCUGGGAAGUACGGCUUCAGCAAUCACCAGAUGAUCUAGCUUCACACUUGGGAUUGCUUCGAUGUCUGAAGAAUUUGGGUCACUACGACACAAUGCGGACGCACGUGAAAGGAAUCCUUACACGCUAUCCUGCUUGGCAACCUGAUUUACUAGGGUUUCAAAUUGAGAGUGAAUGGGUAGUUGACGAUUGGGACGAAGUUGAAGGUCUGAUUGCAAAAUCUGAAACUCCUACAGUCCCAGUUGCAUUUGCUCAAAUCCUCCUGGCAAUGCGAUCCGGUGACACACGUUCAAUUUCCGACGUACUUUCUAAUGCGCGCAAAGUUGCGGGAGCCCCUCUUACUUCGGCGGGUACAAAGGGAUACAAGCGGGUUUACGAUGCUAUUCUGGAUCUUCAUUUAAUGCAUGAGCUUGACAUGAUACAUCAGGCCAUCAAUGGAGAACCUCAGGAUGAAAACUUCGAUGGCAGAUUGCAGACCCUUCACCGACGUCUGUUGUCUCGAAUGGAAUCGACUCUGCCGGCGUUUCGAGUACGGGAAGCAGUCCUCGGUCUUCACCGGACUGCUUUCAGUUUCGCCCCCAACGUACCAUCAUUGAGAGACACAGUGAAUCAGUCGUGGUUACUGAGCGCCAAGCUCGCGAGGAAGAGUGGCUAUUGGCAAACGGCAUACAGCGCCACCUUGCAAGCCCAGCAGAACGAAGUGCCAUUCUCGUUCAUAGAGAGCGCUAAACUCACCAAGUCCAAUGGCGAGCCUGUUCGUGCACUGCAGGAGCUGGAAGCGUCCAUACAGCUUUCUGACCAAUUCAAGACUCAGUCUGAUUCAAUCAUCGACCUCACGAAGGAAUCCACUGUAGACGACCCAUCUUCGGACCCUGACUUCAAAUUGAGAGCGAAGGCAUAUGCGUUGAGGGCCAGAUGGAUGCACGAGUCUGAUCGAUUUGAGUCCUCACGUGUACUGAAAGCUUUCCAACUGACGACAGAACAAUGGAAAGACUGGGAAAGUGGCUGGUUCCAUCUGGGUCAAUUCCAGGAUGACUGCUUUAGGGCUUUGUCCCCCGAGGAGCAACCCGUAAGGGGAACGCGGAUGAACUUGCAGACAGUAAAAUGCUACUCAAAAGCGAUGAAAUUCGGUUCAAAGUACAUCUACCAGACUGUUCCUCGCCUGUUGACAUUGUGGCUGGAUAUGGCGGUUGAAGUGAAACCUGCAGACAUAGACAUUUUCAAGAAAACGAACAACGAAGUCGCAAAGACAGUGAAGAGCGUCCCUGUGUGGAAGUGGUAUACCGCCUUCCCUCAGAUCGUAUCUCGAGUAGAACACCCCAAUUCGGAUGCGUAUGCAGUUCUAUCGAAAUUGAUACAUCUCGUCAUUCAGGAGUAUCCGAAACAAGCUUUAUGGCUCUUUGCCUCCGUCUUGCAGUCGAAACGUGCAGUGCGAAAGUCAAGGGGCCAGGUUGUCAUGGACAAACUGAGGGCUAGUGAACGACCAGGCGUAUCAAACCUAAUCGAAGCAAUUACGACCAUGACCGAGCAGCUUUUAGCUCUUUGUUCAUACGGAGUGCAGGCAGAAACGCGCUCGUUGAGCCUCAAGAAGCACCUUCCCACGUUCCAUUCUAUGGCUCCUUCAUCACUCUUAGUUCCUCUACAAGAGUCGCUCAUAGCAACUGUACCCCCUGCCUCUUCGUCUGAUGCCCAACAUCAACCGUUCCCGAAUAACUAUCCGACCAUCACAAGCUUCCAUGACGAGGUUGACGUCAUGAGUUCUCUCGCAAAACCUCGCAAAAUUACUUUGGUCGGAAGUGAUGGCAAGACGUAUCCAUUCCUUGGAAAGCCGCAAGACGAUUUGCGCAAAGAUGCUCGUUUAAUGGAUUUCUACGCUAUCAUCAACAAACUCCUCAAAUCCAACUCUGAGUCCCGGCGUCGCCGACUUCGUAUCCGUACAUACGGCGUCGUCACGCUCAACGAGCGAUGUGGCUUUAUUCAAUGGGUGCCAAACACAAUUCCUAUCCGCCCGAUUCUCCUAAAACUCUAUGACAACCAUAAAAUCCCUCACUGGUCUGGCGAAAUGGCCGCCGUUGCUGAGAAGAUCAAAGUUUCCAACGAGAAAGACGCAGCGCGGUUGUUUACAGAGAAGUUCCUCGCUGUAUUCCCGCCUGUAUUCCACGAGUGGUUUAUAGAGACAUUCUCGGAACCUGCUGUGUGGCUUGCGAGUCGACUGGCGUACGGCCGUACUGCUGCAGUCAUGUCAAUGGUUGGAUUUAUCAUUGGGCUCGGUGAUCGACAUUGUGAGAAUAUCCUCAUGGACCUUCACAAUGGUGAUGUGAUCCACGUCGAUUUCAAUUGCUUAUUUGAAAAGGGCAAGCAAUUGGAAAUUCCGGAACGAAUACCCUUCAGAUUGACCCAGAACUUGGUCGACGGCCUUGGUGUCACUGGAGUGGAAGGUGUUUUCCGCAAGGCAUGUGAAGUCACCAUGCAGAUCCUGCGAGACAACAAGGAUUCUCUGAUCACCGUACUUGACGCAUUCAUUCACGAUCCUCUCGUCGAGUGGGAAGAAGAAAAGAAACGGAUUGAAAACGCUCUCAGGCGGAAAUGGCGCAUCGAGCAUUCGAAGGAUCCCAACACGCCGGAACCUAAGCCUGUCGAGAUGAAGACCAUCGGCAAGAGAUUGUUAGCUCCUAUAGAUAAGAAGUUCAAGGGUAUAUAUUCUACGGGUAAGGAUCGCGCGGAGAGGGAGUUGUCUACGACUGGCUUGGUGCAAAUUCUGAUUCAGGAGGCUACUGACGUUCAUAACUUGGGGAGAAUGUACUCCGGAUGGACGCCAUGGCACUGACGUCUCCUUGUUGCUUAUUUUUUUUCAGGGCCUUUUUCUCAUGGCUAUGUAUCAGUAUUGUUUCCUCAUGAUAUCCCAGAUGUAUUAUACCAACGUACAAUCGUGCUAAUGUACAAACCACAGUAAUCAUACA